This is a messenger RNA of Aureobasidium pullulans EXF-150, 1177 nucleotides long. RefSeq lists its product as uncharacterized. The coding region runs from base 44 to 1060 and encodes 338 amino acids. The transcript has a single exon. Gene Ontology annotation, molecular function: tocopherol cyclase activity. Lineage: Eukaryota; Fungi; Ascomycota; Dothideomycetes; Dothideales; Saccotheciaceae. The record is from RefSeq and is a predicted model, not a curated record.
GCAACUCCCACUUCAUUCAAUCCAUCAACAUCACAAAAUCAGAAUGCAACACUACAAACCACACUCUGGCUCGACUUUCGAGGGAUACUACUCCAAGUUCCGGAUGCCGUCCGGCGCACACCUGGCAUUGAUCAUUUGCUCGGUACCAGGAGCCAAGGAGCGACCUCACAACAUCACCUUUACAUAUGUGCCUGAAGAUGUGACAAAAUGCUUCCAGCGCGAAGUUUUCGUCGACAAGAUAGAUAUGUUCAAUGGAGAGGGUGAUGUCGCAUUUGAGCAGCAUUGGAAGGGAGGCUACGUAAAGGUCUACAACGAUAACAAGACCGAGUAUCGCAUCGACCAUCUGGAAGACGAGGGAUUCAGCUUCACAGGAACUACGACCAGCCACACACCAUGGAUGCCCGACAUGGAUACUCCAGAAGGCGCCCUCGUCUAUCUGCCUCUCCCACUCCACUGGCACGUACACUCAGUCGCCUCAGACUGCGAGUUCGAGAUGAAGAUCAACAACUACGACCUACCUGAAGAAGACAAGAAGGGUGUCGCAUCAGUUCACCAAGAAAAGAACUGGGCGAACAGUUUCCCUUCGGCUCAUCAUUGGGUGCAAGCCCGUGACGGCGACCGCGGCAUCUGUAUUGCUGGCGGUGAGAUCCUCGGUAUGGAAGCCUACCUCCUCGGCUACCACGCCAGCGACCCGAAAUACAACAUGACCUUCCGCCCACCCUACGCCGUAAAAGCCGCCGGUAUCGCUCCCUUCAUGAGUGUCAAUCAUUCCUGGGACACUCGUACCUUCGAACUCAGCCUCCAAAGUUUCACACAGAAGAUUGUGGUUACCGCGAGAGCACCGAUCGGCCAGUUCUUCACAUUGAGCUCGCCAUUCCCUGAUGGUCAUCGUCUCAACUUCUUGGCUGAGAGUUUCCGCGCUACCAUUAAUGUCAAGGUGUAUCAUGCUGGUGUGCUGGGACCUUGGGAGUUUGUGCAUGAGGAUAACUUCGAAAAUGGCAGUCUCGAGUUUGGUGCUGGGUACUAUCCUCCUGCUGGUAAGGAGGAACGUUUCUAUUGAGGAUGUUGCUCGGUACAGAUCAUGACUUUUCUCAUCUCUUGCCAAAAAGCAUUCUCGUAAUUUUAGUCAUGCAGCGGUUCAUAAUUUAAUCAAUGACCAAAAACACAUGUAUACCUA